Molecule: messenger RNA, 2999 nt
Organism: Toxorhynchites rutilus septentrionalis
Lineage: Eukaryota; Metazoa; Arthropoda; Insecta; Diptera; Culicidae
Gene: l(2)gd1
Product: coiled-coil and C2 domain-containing protein 1-like
Exons: 6
Coding region: 146-2668 (840 amino acids)
Biological process (GO): regulation of transcription by RNA polymerase II
Cellular component (GO): nucleus
Molecular function (GO): DNA-binding transcription repressor activity, RNA polymerase II-specific; RNA polymerase II cis-regulatory region sequence-specific DNA binding
Source: RefSeq, a predicted model, not a curated record
UCACGCAACUUGGCAGGUGCACUGUUUUGUGCUUAUGAAUCAGAACAGAAAUCGAAAAACUUUCAUUUCUCAGCUAGUUGAAAACAAAACAGUUUUUGGUGAGUUAAUCUAAUAAUGCUAUUGCAGUCUUGUGCCGGGAAGCAAAAUGUUUAGUUUCAACAAGAAACCAGUUCCUCCAAAGCGGGAAAAGAAGCGUGACCCAACGGAGUUUGGUCUAUUCGGCAUUAGCGAUGAUAUUGGCGUAGAUGUCGAUGGCAACCAAGAUGAUUCAGACGAUGACGGUGAUCUGGAAGCGGAACUAGCUGCCAUUACCUCCGGCGGUGGAUCAAGAAGCAGACCCAAACCAAAGCCGAAAGAGGGAAUAGUUGCCCCCGAGGCGCUGGAUGCCAUGGUGGCUGCAAGUUUGAGAGAUAUUGGAAGCGAUGAAGAGGUUUCCGGCGAUGACGAUGAUCCGGAACUGUUGGGAGAGCUGGCAGAGAUUGCUGGAGGUGCGGUGGCCGAUGAUGAGCCGGAGCUGGAGAGUGCUUCACCACCGAAAAAAUCCGCCCCGGCUGACAAAGGCGUGAAGGAUUUGAUCAAAGCGAGGAUCGAAAUGUACAGCAUGGCGGAGGAAAAUGCAAAGAAAGCGGGAGAUUCCGGCAAAGCAAGAAGGUUUAAUCGAGGAUUGAAGACUUUGAAAGAUCUGCAGAAACAAACUGAUGCGGGGAAAGUGGUAGAUCCUAGCGAAAUACCACCGGAAGUUAGCGUGAAAGUCACGAAUGUUGCGCCCAAACCUGAUGCUCCCAAAAUAGAAACCCCUGAGGAUGUGCCGGCCGUUCCUAUUAGACGAGCUCCGGCACCUCCUCCAAGUGAUCCUGUACCAUUCUUCGAAUCUACUACAAGUCAGCCGCCACAAGAACAAAAAAAUGAAUCAGCGGAGAAUCCACAGCUCAAAACGUUGACUGAAAGAAAAAAUCAAUACAAAGCAGCUGCGAUUGAGGCAAAAAAGCAAGGAGAUACAGAAAAAGCAAUUAAAUUUAUCAAGAUAGUGAAACAAUUUGAUGUGGUUAUACAAGCUCUAGAGAAUGGUCAGGAAGUUGAUCUGAGUCGAAUGCCUCCGCCACCAGCGGCAUUCGAUAAGCCACCGUCGACAUCAGCGCCUCCUGUUGUCCCACCGCCUGUGCCUCCUCGACAAUCUCGGAAAGAAGAAGACCACACUCAAAAACAUGCCGAAGUGCCUACCGAAUCCACAGAUCCUGUUGCUCAACCGCAAGAAAAUGAAGCGGCGGAGGAGGAGCAGGAUGAGGAAGUUCUCAUUCAAGCGUCUUCUGUUUUGGAAGCUCUUCAACAGCGACUUGAAAAGUAUAAAUCUGUCGAAAAAGCAGCCAAAGAUGAGGCCAAUGCUUCGAAGGCUCGCAGAAUAGGACGAAUUGUGAAACAAUAUGAGGAUGCAAUCAAACAGCACAAGGCUGGAAAGCCGAUUGCCGUCGAGGAUCUUCCGACGCCUCCGGGGUAUGCACCGAUUCCUGUGGAUGAACUGGCGACGCCAAAACCGGUUCCAUCGCCACGACCAGAGCCAAAAGUUGUUCCGGUAACACCGCCCGCUCCUGGUCCCAGUAAGGAAACCAGAUCACCCCAUACUCAAAAUGAUAAACAAAUCGCAUUGCUGCUGGAGCGUCAGAAAGAAUUUCGCCAGGCCGCACUGGAUGCAAAGAAAGCUGGCGAACUGGAUGAGGCUAAGGAGUAUCUUCGGGUGUGCAAGGGGUUGGACAAACUGCUAGAGGUUGCCCGCGGUGGAAUCCCAAUAGACAUGAGUACCAUUCCGAUAGCGCCUUCCAAACGGUCCUCCUUGGAGGAUUCAUUUACGAUUGUCGCUCAGGAGGAUUGCACGACCGAGGACUCUGAUCUGGAUCUGAGAACGCGCAUGGAGGAACAACUUUCGAAGCAGUUGAUUAUGUGCAAGAACACUAGGGAUCAUCACCGAGCGAUGGGCGAUGUUGCUGGGACGAACCGAUUCGAGAAUCUGGCUUUGAGCGUGCAGAAGGAUCUAGACUUUGUAAGAUUGGCGCACCGGAAAAAGCUGCCGAUACCAAAGUUCCAUUACGAGAUGAAGCAGUUCAAUGUGGUUAAAUGUAACACGGACCUCACGGAUAACGAAGUGGAAGUGACUAUCGCUAGGGGCAUCAACUACAAUGUGCCCAAUCCAAAGGAUGUGGAUACUUAUGUGAAAUUUGAAUUUCCCUAUCCGCAGGAUCCAUUGAAGGCGAAAACCAAUCUAGUGAAAGACACUGACAACCCGGAGUACAAUCAUCGACAGAGCAUCGAGAUACAGCGGAAUCAACGAGCAUGUCAACGUAUUUUCAAAAGACUCGCGCUCAAAUGCGAAAUCUAUUCGAAAAAAUGUUGGGGUGCUGGAUGCUGCUGUUGUUUCCAUUGCCUUCCGUCAACGUCAAGAUUUUUACCUUCCUCCUGUUUCAGUGGGUUCCUUCGGUCCGACACUCUGAUCGGCACGGUCACGGUGAAACUGCUGCCACUGGAGACACAGUGUGAGAUUCACGAUUCGUUCCCGCUGAUGGACGGUCGUAAACCAGUUGGUGGCAAACUGGAAGUGAAGAUACGUGUUCGGAAUCCUAUCCAGGCGAAGCAGAUCGAACAAAUCAACGAAAAGUGGCUGAUCGUCGAUGCAUGAGUUAUUGGACCGGCCAAUCCACCAUUCGGACAACGAAGCAUCGUUGCGGAUUAAAAACCAACGACAAACACUAGUAGCAUGAUCAAACUCUAUACACACAACAUACGGCACCGCAAAGCUGGUGCUUCAGUUUUACUGGAACACGCAUCGCGACAAUUGUUGAAACGCUUGAAAAACUGUUCACUGUUGAGUGCUGCUGUGGAUUAAAAAGUUUAGAAGAGAUACUUUUCUAAUCGGCAUUUUGCUUCUUUAAAAUAUCCGACAGCAGGACAGUCUUGUGAUAAUGCAAAAGAAAAGAGUCAAUAAGCCAAUAAAAUGAAAAUGUUACACA